GUUCCCUUGCGCGCCACUUUUCUUAGCUAUCUGUUUGGUUCCCCAGAAAAAGAAAAUGCGCGAAAUUAAAGGCGAAGCAAUUUAAUACCUACUAAUGUCAGCAGCUUCGAGUAGAACUUUCACAUUACAGUUUACCGAGUUUCGGAAAGUGUUUUCCAUUUCCAACUUCUCACAAGAACUCUGAAAAAAAAAAAAGUAGUAAGUAAAAAUGGCGAUUUCGUCGAUUCAGUUCCUCCAUAGCCUCAGACCUUUCAAUGCAUCUUUUACUACUACUCCAACAACAGCUUCGUCGUCGAAAAACACUAAAACUCCGAGAGUUUCCUUAGGGUUUCGGAGCUCGGUGAACUUCAAUUUGUGCAGCUUGAGCUCGGGUUUCUUUGUAUCGUCUAGCGCUCGUUCUCGAGCUUGGGCCUUGGCGAGAGACAGAGGAGAGAAAACUGAGGAUUAUCAUCCUGUCACUGAUUCUGUUGACGACGAUCAGGUUGUAAGCACACCGCAAAAGUUGCAGGAGCGUGACUUUACUGACACUCCUUAUGUUCCCAUAUAUGUGAUGCUACCCCUGGGUGUCGUAAGUAUGAAUUGCGAGUUGGUUGAUCCAGAAGGUCUUGUGGAUCAGCUAAGGAUCUUGAAGUCAGUUAACGUUGAUGGUAUUAUGAUUGAUUGCUGGUGGGGAAUCGUAGAGGCAAAUGCUCCCCAGGUAUAUAAUUGGAGUGGCUACAGAAGACUCUUUCAGAUUGUGCGUGACCUGAAGCUCAAGUUACAGGUUGUAAUGUCAUUUCAUGAAUGUGGAGGUAAUGUUGGUGAUGAUGUACAUAUCCCACUCCCUCGUUGGGUAACAGAAAUUGGUCACAGCAAUCCUGACAUAUAUUUCACUGAUAGAGACGGAAGGCGCAAUUCUGAUUGCCUCUCAUGGGGAAUUGAUAAGGAACGGGUUUUAAAAGGCCGAACUGCCGUUGAGGUUUACUUUGACUACAUGAGAAGCUUUCGGGUAGAAUUUGACGAGUUUUUUGAGGACAAAAUCAUCUCUGAAAUUGAAGUUGGACUAGGACCAUGUGGAGAGCUAAGGUAUCCUUCCUAUACUGCAAAGCAUGGUUGGAAAUAUCCUGGUAUCGGUGAAUUUCAGUGUUAUGAUAAAUACUUGAUGAAGAGUCUUACAAAAGCAGCAGAAGCAAGGGGACACUUAAAUUGGGCCAGAGGACCGGAUAAUGCAGGUUCUUAUAAUUCCACUCCACAUGAAACUGGUUUCUUUUGCGAUGGAGGUGAAUAUGAUAGCUAUUAUGGCAAAUUCUUCCUGAACUGGUACUCUCAAGUAUUGGUUGAUCAUGGCAAUCGUGUACUUGCGCUAGCCAAUUUAGCUUUUGAAGGCACUUGCAUUGCUUCUAAGCUAUCAGGUAUACAUUGGUGGUACAAGACAGCCAGCCAUGCUGCUGAGCUGACUGCUGGGUUUUACAACCCUGCAAAUCGUGAUGGUUAUGCUCCAAUUGCAGCAAUGUUAAAAAAGCAUGGGGCUGCUCUUAACUUCACUUGCGUUGAGUUGCGCACAUUAGAUCAGCACGAGGACUUUCCAGAAGCACUUGCUGACCCAGAGGGAUUAGUUUGGCAGGUGCUAAAUGCUGCAUGGGAUGUCUGCAUUCCAGUUGCUAGUGAGAAUGCUCUGCCUUGCUAUGAUAGAGAGGGCUACAAUAAAAUACUGGAAAAUGCCAAACCCCGGAAUGAUCCAGAUGGGAGGCAUUUAUCUGCCUUCACCUACCUCAGGCUCAGCCCAGUUCUCAUGGAGAGCCACAACUUCAUGGAGCUUGAACGAUUUGUUAAGCGAAUGCACGGGAAAGCAGUUUCUGAUCUUCAAGCUAAUUCAAACAAAAAACAAACUAAACUUCAAGGUAUAGAUGACCAAGUUGCUGCUUAGGGGAAAGAUGUGGAUAAAUUUCACGGCGUACAUAAAUCCAGACAGUAAUAAUGUGAACUCUUAAGCUUCCUACAUGUGUGUUUAAAUUCUCAAUAAUACAUAUCUCUUGAAGUUUGAAUUUCUCAAUAACAUAACAGACCGUAAAAAAAAAAAUAUGUACUGAAUUAGCCGAAUGCUUCUCUUAUUACACUAUGCUUGGUAGUUGUACUCGUAACAAGGACCAUGCGUAUUGCACAAA
This is a messenger RNA of Quercus robur (English oak), 2144 nucleotides long. RefSeq names its product beta-amylase 2, chloroplastic. Gene Ontology annotation, molecular function: beta-amylase activity. The record is from RefSeq and is a predicted model, not a curated record. NCBI's taxonomy places the organism in Eukaryota, Viridiplantae, Streptophyta, Magnoliopsida, Fagales, Fagaceae. Gene Ontology annotation, biological process: polysaccharide catabolic process. The coding region runs from base 209 to 1906 and encodes 565 amino acids. The transcript has 9 exons.